Molecule: messenger RNA, 3595 nt
Organism: Periophthalmus magnuspinnatus
Lineage: Eukaryota; Metazoa; Chordata; Actinopteri; Gobiiformes; Gobiidae
Gene: aspnat
Product: N-acetyltransferase 8-like
Exons: 3
Coding region: 129-956 (275 amino acids)
Cellular component (GO): mitochondrial membrane
Molecular function (GO): L-aspartate N-acetyltransferase activity
Source: RefSeq, a predicted model, not a curated record
GCUCAGGGUUGCAGCAGAAACAUCCCCCUCUCGUCUCUUCCCCUUCAUCUAGUUUCCAACGCAACAGCCUCAUCCAUUUCCACCCAUUAUCCCUUCUCUUUUCUGAACUGCGUUUCGCGGCCAGUUGCAUGCAUUUUUCUCCCAAAAUGGUUUGCGAGACAAAAAUAGUUGCGGACGAACAUGAUGCUAUACCAGGGACCAAAAAAGAGUCUAUUAUGUGGAGCACCCACUCUUCUCCCUGUGCGGCGGCCGAGGCGAAGCUCGUGAGAAAAGACGCAGUUUUUAUCCGUGAAUUCGAGCGCGAGGACCGGGAGGAGGUGCGCCGCAUCUUUUACGAGGGAAUCAUGGAGAGGAUACCCAACAGCGCAUUCAGGGGGCUCCGGCAGCAACCCAAAACCCAGUUUCUAUACGCUAUGCUGACAGUAAUGUGCUUUGUCGUGACCAAAUCCAUCACGCUGACCUGCUGUGCCCCCUUCAUUCUGAUGGGUGCACGAUACUACUACAGCAGCAAAGUUAUCCACAACUAUCUGGACUAUGCUCUGCACACGGAUAUGGCCGACAUAGAGGCAUACUACAUGAAGCCUACAGGCUCCUGUUUCUGGGUGGCAGUCCUGGAUGGGCGCAUCGUGGGCAUUGUGGCAGCGCAGGGCAGAGAGGAUGACAACACAGUGGAGCUGCGGCGCAUGUCAGUAGACUCUCGAUACCGGGGCAAGGGCAUUGCCAAGGCUCUAGGGCGGAGGGUGCUGGAGUUUGCCGUCCGAAACAACUUUGCCGCUGUGAUCCUGGGCACCACGGCCGUCAAAAUGGCUGCCCAUAAGUUGUACGAGUCUUUGGGUUUCCGCCAGACCAGCCAGAGUGAAGACUACAGGCUGCCUGGGAUGAGCCGCUCACUGCUUGAAAGGCUCUUCUUCCAGAUCCGCUACAGCCGAUAUCGUCUGCAAAUCCGCGAGGAGUAAGGGGCGAAGUGCAGGAAAGAGAAGGAUGGAGAGGGGGAGAGAGGGAGACAGGCACCCGAUCACAUCCUUUCUUCAAAACAUAUUUAUUUUGUUUCAUUACAGAUAACUUUAAUAUCAACUAGUUCAUUCUCUAACAUUUUGUUACACUUUUGUUGCAUUUUUUUAAUUAUUAUUUUUUAAAAUAAGACUUGUUUUUUAUAGUUUGUUAAGCUAUUGUUUGUAUCUUACCCUUCCCUCCAUUUUGUAACUGAAAGUCUGUAUUGCUGAGACAAACUUCUAACACGCCAUUUAGGCACACUCUCCUAAGCACUUGGUCAGUACAAAACAAACUGAUCAAAGAUUUCUUUAUGAAUAGUCUUGACAUAUAUAGUUUUUGAAAGUAUUUCGUCUCGUUCUGUAGUCCAGUGGAUCAGAGAUGCUUUGAGUCUAACUUGCUGACUUGCUGAGCGGAUACACACCUUUCUGGCCUCUUGCUGUUCUUUCAAGACACCAUAUUGAAGCUCAGCAAGAGUCUACUGCCAGCCAAAAGAGGAAGAUAUGAUACUGAUAAAAAGACAGAGGAACAUGCAGAGGUGGGUUUAGUAGCCAGAAAUUUUACUCAAGAGUAACAUUACUUCAGAAUAAUAUUACUCAAGUAGAAGUACAAUGUAGUGGUCCAAGAAAUGACACAAGUAAAGUAAAAAUAUUUGGGAAAACUACUACUCAAGUAAGAGUAACCUAAAGAAUAACUGUUGGGGCGUAACAUCUGAUUCACAAUCGGAAGCUAAUGUAAAUUAAAGGACAGGACAAACAUUUAAUAAUGCUCAAAAUCUGGUAUUUUCAAAGGCUAGACACAAAAAAAUGAGAUAAACUAAAGCAUAUCUGAAGGAGAGGUGCAGGAAAAACAAAUGUUCAAAUAAUUUAAUAUUGUCAACAUAAAACUUUUUUCUUUUGCAGACUACUCCUAGUGGGAAGAGUACUGUUACUUUAAUAAAAUAUGACUCAAGUGGAGUAAAAGUACACUGCUAGAAAAGUACUCUGAAAAGUAUAAUUUCUUUAAAAAGUUACAAAGUAAAUGUAACUGAGUACUACCCACCUCUGAGGACGUGCAGCACAAAUCCCCUCUUUUUCCUGAUGAUUGAUCUUGAUCUUACACGAGUGGAGUGAGUCUCUGAUUGGCUGUGUUCUUUACACACACAACAUAAGGUAGCUGCACGCUGGAGCAAGACUUUGUACGUGUUAACAGUGUGUGGUUUAGCUUGAUCAACUUUUAGGCGACAAGGUUUUGAAGAUCAGUUAACUUCUUUAAAAUUGGUAUAUACAGAGACCCUUUUUUCACCAAGUUUCAGGCAUUAUUCAAGCAAACACUUCUACUUUAUAUUAAAAUGUUUACCUGUUUAAGAAAGUAUUAUUCUACAUUUAUUAUAGGUUUACUAUUUGACCAGUAAUUACUAAUUACUAUUUUGUAUUAACACUAAAUAUUAUGCAAAUCUAGCUGUUACACUGGCUACAUUUAUUUAUUUAUUUUUAAUUAAUCCAGGUUUGCGUUUUAAACAGCCUGGGUACAACAUGAGCAAUACUUGUAAACCUACAGCACAUAAUGAGCACAAAACAAACAAUUAUUCAAAAUGAUUCAAAUCCACCCUUGUCCAUUUAGUUGUCUUUCAAAUACAUUUAAAUCUCAAUUAUUGUUUUCUCCUAUAUCUACUCUCUUCAUUUCCAUCCUCCACCCAUUCAACCAGCAGUGGAUUCAGACUUUUACCACUCUGAACCUAAGCUGAGACAUUAUCCACAUGUAAAAAGCUACAUAAAUAAAAAAAAAAUCUGUUAAAAAACAUAAAAGUAAAAAUAUGUAUAAAAUCUAAUUCAAAUGUAAUCAUCAUUUGACCCUUCCUUCCUAGACUUUUCCUUCAAUACCUUACCAAAUCUCAUUCAUGGAUCUGUCUGCAACCCUGGGCAAGACCCAAAAACUCCCAUCUGAACCUUGAACACCCAACACUGACCUUUGGCCCUCCCAUCCCCCGCCCCAUCAUCUCUGCAUGUGCCACAGAGCCUUGCUGCACUGCUUUUAUUAUUCCAUGUGAAGCUCCCAGACCCCACCCCCAUCAGAUGUCAUCCAUGCAGUGUGCUCCCAUGGUGUGGAUUAGAGGUAGACCUUAGGGGUCAUCUGUAAUGAGAGUACAAACAAAUGUAAAAAGUAAAAUCCGCUCACCAAGUGAAGCCUGCCUGGAUGACACGAUGCCUGCCAGCCAACCAACUGUAGAAUGCAAAAGCAAUGCAAGUGUGGCAUGCCUCUGUACCCAGUGUGUACGGUGCCUGCCCUGGAAUAGAAGACAAAAUUCUAAUAUAUACUAUAUACUGUAUGGAUAUGAAAAAAUAUUGUUCUUGUAUAGACAAACAAAUGUGUUAAUUUAGUUUGGAGUAAAACCUUGUACUGCUUGCAUGAAAUGCGUUUCUAAAUGCAAAAAUAACUUUGGUAAGAAACACAGCACAUGGGACACAGUGAAAAAAGACAUAUGGAAUAUGUUUUUCUUUGCUUUACUUUUUAUAUCUGAAUUGACAAAAAAUAUCAGACAUGGGUUAGUGCCCACAGCGACAGCACACAACUGUUUUUCCACAGUGGACACAGGCCCCUAGGUAGUUCAAGUUCAAUUUGAUUG